UAAUUUGGUCAGCUGACACACUGCCACUGGACAGGGCCGUUGCCAGUGAGUCGCUUGCAUCAAAGAUUGUGAACAUUGUGCGGCUUGCAUCGUGCUAUACCUCUGUGGCGUGCAAAGCUAUUAGCUAGUAACAGAGGACAUACGAAAGAUCCGGGAAAGGGGUGUCGUCUGAAAGCUGGAAACUGAAAGAAACAACUGAAGGUCACCUCAGAGUGUUGUACAUCCAAGUGGGUAUUUUGUGAGGAGCAUCACUGAGAGACCAGAGGGGCUGAGAUCAGAGGAAGUGCUACCACAACGCCAUAAUGUACAAGGACUACAGAUCAGGACGAGCAGCAGGACUGAACCCGUUGUCCUUUGACCCGUCCUCCAACAACGAACCCCUACAGUUCAGCAACUCAAACGUGCCGCUGGUGUCAGACUGUCCCCUGGAGAACGGAGCUGAGAAGAGCAUUAAGAGGAAGAGACCCAGCCUGCCCCCAGAAGGGAUUCGUAACAUGUCCAUGGACUCCAACCCCAUGCCGAUGCCCAUGUCAGACCCCAAUGCCUGGGCCACCGCCAUGAACAACCUUGGCAUGGCUCCCAUGAACAUGACAGGACAGCCCCUUAUGUCAGAUUUCGACUCAGGCCUUGGCAUGAUGACAGGCAUGAACCCCAUGAUGCCCGGCCUUGGUUACGUGCCCCCACCCCCCCUGCCCCAUGAUCUACCCAUCGUUAAGGAGAUCAUUCACUACCAGAGCUGCACCCUCUUCCCCCCAAACCCAAACCUUCCCUUUCCGGCCAUGAGGGAGCGCCCUCCCGGCUGUAAGACUGUGUUUGUGGGUGGUCUGCCAGAGAACGCCACUGAGGCGCUCAUUGUGGAGGUAUUUGGCCAGUUGGGGGAGAUCAUCGCAAUCAGAAAGAGCAAGAAGAACUUCUGCCAUAUCCGAUUUGCCGAAGAGUUCACUGUGGACAGAGCCCUCUUCCUGUCUGGCUACCGUAUGCGUCUGGGCUCCAGUACAGACAAGAAGGACACAGGGCGGCUCCAUGUGGACUUUGCCCAGGCCAGAGACGACUUGUAUGAGUGGGAGUGUCGUCAGCGCCUGUAUGCUAGAGAGGAGAGACACCGCAGGAGGAUGGAGGAGGACCGUUUCAGACCCCCCUCCCCUCCACCCAUCGUCCAUUACUCAGACCACGAGUGUAGCCUGCUGGGCGACAAGAUCAAAGAUGAGGCAGCGUUUGCGGCAGCGGUGCACGUGCUGCUGACCUGGGUGGAACGAGGUGAGGUGAACCGUCGUAACGCCAACAACUUCUACUCAAUGAUCCAGUCGUCCAACAGCCACAUCCGCCAGCUGAUGAGUCAGAAGGCCGCCCACGAGAAGGAGUUGGAGGUGGCCAAGGACAAGUUCAAGACCGCCCUGUCUGGCAUCCUGGCACAAUUUGAGCAGAUUGUGUCUGUAUUCCACGCUGCUUCCAAACAAAAGGCAUGGGACCAUUUCUCCAAAGCUCAACGCAAGAACCUGGACAUGUGGCGCAAGCAAGCAGAGGAGAUCAGAAACAUGCAAAAUGAAGAGCUGAUGGGGAUCAGACGAGAAGAGGAGAUGGAGAUGUCUGACGAUGACAUGGAGGAUACACACGAUCCUGACGACUCAGGCCCUGUGGCCCAGGUGGAGGCCCUAAAGGAAGAGAAUGACUCUCUGCGCUGUCAGCUGGACGCCUACAGGAACGAGGUGGAGCUGCUGAAGCAGGAGCAGGGCAAAAACCAAGAACACACACCUCCACAACACAGUGAAGAGGACACCAUCAGGCAGCAACAACUAACCUUUCUACAACAGGCACUACAGGGAAUGCAGAAGCAACUGCUGAAGAUGUGUGAAGAAAUGAAACAGAGGGAGGCAGAGUUGGAGAAGAGUGUGGAGGACAAACAGCAGCUGGAGAGCCAGGUACAGAGCCUCAAGGAAGGACUGGAGAGUCUGAAGAAAACACGCAUACCACAGCUGGAGACAUCACCGCGAGAUGACAGAGGGAGCGAGGAGAGUGCUGAUCAAGUCAAUCUGGAGACAUCACCGCAAGAUGACAGAGGUAGCGAGGAGAGUGCUGAUCAAGUCAGUGAGGCGACAGCAUUAGAAGUGGUUUCCUGCAGUCAGGAGAAGGAGAGUCUGCCCCCAGAGAAGAUUCCCUCUAGUCCGGUUUACUCUGAGAGAGAGGCCUUGCUAGUUGGGAUCAUCUCUACGUUCCUCCAUGUCCACCCGUUUGGAGCCAGCAUCGAAUACAUCUUCUCUUACCUACAGCAGCUGGACACCAAGAUAAACACCGGACAGGUGGGGGCUCUACUGGGUCGGCUGCCCUGUACCUUCAGACAGGAGCUGACAGGGGUGGGUGCCAGCCUGGAGAAACGCUGGAAGUUCUGUGGUUUCGAGGGAAUCAAGACCACAUAGAGCAUUACAGAGACACAGCGGAUAUCACAGGAGAAACAGCAUAGAGAUCUGACGGUCUUAUGAGGAUAUUGUUUUAUGGGGACCGGCACUGGUCCCUUAGCUGUUGCUCACCAGUCCCUGUGAUGGUUAACUGAUCUUGAUUUAGUCCGUUCUUAAGUGCUAGUUAUAAUGUAAACAGUUUUCUGGUCCCUGUCACAAAUAAGGUUGAGAAACACUGGCAUAGAACUCUUGACUGUAUUAUGAAGACACAGAAGUAACAACAUAGAACUCAGACUGUCCGUCACAUGAGCGGGUCGGACCGUUCUCAGAACCUCUAAUUGGUUAACUCUGCUGUCACUCAGCCAGGACUACUACCCAGGGAGGUUAUCAGGGUCUGCUGAACACUGUCAACCUCCAACCCCUCUGGCCUCUCACACUCUUUUCUUUCCUUGUUUGUACAAUUCUAUGAGUAAAAAUGAAUAUAUUUCUUCAUUUUCUGUAAAGGCUGUUGAAGGGAUACUUCUGGGUUUUGGCAACGAAACCCUUUCUCUACUUCACCAGAGUCAGAUGAACUUGUGGAUACCAUUUUAUAUGUCUGUGUGUAGUUUGAAGGCAUUUCCUAAGUGAUGCUAGCGCAAUGACUGGAAGGCUAUGGGUAUCUUCUAGCUAGCAUGCUAGCAGAUACCCAUAGCCUUCCCGUCAUUGCGCUAGCUAGAGGUAGUUACUUAGAGGUAGUUUUGUAAGCCAAUGCUAACUUCCUUCGUACUAGACUCGGAGACAUAAAACUGGUAUCCACUAGUUCAUCGGAUUCUGGGGAUGUAGAUAAAGGGCCUCAUUGCCAAAAUCCUGAAGUAUCCCUAUAACAGUUGCAUAGAUUGAUUUGUUUUCCUACUCUGUAAAUGCUUGGAUGAUAUUUUUAAAUAAAAAAUCAAAGCAA
Molecule: messenger RNA, 3330 nt
Organism: Oncorhynchus tshawytscha (Chinook salmon)
Lineage: Eukaryota; Metazoa; Chordata; Actinopteri; Salmoniformes; Salmonidae
Product: ecto-NOX disulfide-thiol exchanger 2
Exons: 18
Coding region: 303-2414 (703 amino acids)
Biological process (GO): ultradian rhythm
Cellular component (GO): external side of plasma membrane; plasma membrane
Molecular function (GO): RNA binding; protein-disulfide reductase activity
Source: RefSeq, a predicted model, not a curated record